This is a messenger RNA of Phytomonas sp. EM1, 895 nucleotides long. Lineage: Eukaryota; Euglenozoa; Kinetoplastea; Trypanosomatida; Trypanosomatidae. The record is from the annotation of a GenBank genome assembly.
GUUCGUGGAGACGGAGUAAGGAAACUAGAAAAAGGGAAACAAUAAUAAUCUCCCCCCCCUCCCCCUCCCCCUCCCUGACUUACUUAUCAUGGUGGACGUAUCAGACGAUUCCACGCCUUUUGACCAACUGCUCCUUCAAUGGAUCUCAGAGGUUGAGACCCUUCCGCAUCACUCCGUGAGGCGCAUCCUACAAGAGGAAUUAAGCGUGUUGGAUACCGAAGAGGAGGAGAAGCCUGACGAGCUAAAGACUCGCAAGGGCGCUCUACAACACGCACUUGACGCAUUAUCGUUGAAACCCGAUCCACAGAAUCUACGCCACGCGGCUAUAUCGCUAACCACCACGAUAGACCUUAGCACCUUGUAUUCCUUGUUGGAUACCAAGUGCACCCUGAUUCUGAUGUUCGAGACGCAACGGGAUGUUUUUCACGGCAUCGAGGACGUCAUUGAGGAGCUUUGCGAGCAACAAGAAUCCAUUUUAGGCCUCCGUGCAGAUUCAUCUACCCGGAGCGAUGCCGCGACCAUUGUGGAAGGGAUUUCCCCCGUGCAGGCGUGGGUGCGUCAACCCCAGCCGGGGAUGGGAGUUCGUGGCUCCCGCUGGCAGGUCGGAACGCUUGUAACAUACUUUCAAGAUCGCGAGCGUACCUCACCGCUGUUUUCACUUCAAACGCUGGUCUCUUUUACGCCAGAUGGACGCCAUGUGGAUGAUAUCGACCGUGUUUUACUACUACAGGAUACAUGUGUGGAUAUUAUCCAGCCGACCGUUCACUUCGGUUCGUUCUUAGCAAAGAAAAAAACGCCCUAGAGAAGAGGAAUUGCGCUGGACGCUACUUACACCGCCUGUGUAAGGUUGACUGUUUUUCUCUGUUUGUGUACUACAUUUCUAAUUGAAUUUUAA